Messenger RNA from Ctenopharyngodon idella (grass carp), 11961 nucleotides. RefSeq names its product phosphodiesterase 3A, cGMP-inhibited (gene pde3a). Gene Ontology annotation, cellular component: cytosol. Gene Ontology annotation, biological process: positive regulation of oocyte development; oocyte maturation. The record is from RefSeq and is a predicted model, not a curated record. Bases 2429 to 5857 code for a protein of 1142 amino acids. NCBI's taxonomy places the organism in Eukaryota, Metazoa, Chordata, Actinopteri, Cypriniformes, Xenocyprididae. The transcript is spliced from 17 exons. Gene Ontology annotation, molecular function: 3',5'-cyclic-AMP phosphodiesterase activity.
UAUAUAGAUGAAGCUGUGUGUCCUUGUGUCUCCUGCGUUUCUUUAGUCUUGGCUUUCUGCAUUUUAAAACCAGUUAAGCUCCUUUAUAACCUUCCAUGAGCUUUUCCUUCACCAUGCUUCCCACUUAUUGCAUUAACCUAUGAUGACCUAACAUCAUAAUACAGGAUUUAGGCGUUUGUUUUGACAGGGGCGUUUUCGUUCGUUCUCUCCCUGAUGCACGUCUUGCUCCCUUAUCCUCAGAAACGGCUCUGCUAUGUUCCCGCUUAGGAUCGUUCCCUGCCAUUUUUAUCCUUAUCUUUAUUUUGCUGUUUGGAGGACAUGACGCAAGGACUUAAUAUUAGUUGGCCCUCGACUGACCCAGGAACUGAGACCGGAAGAGACUGUUGCCUCUGCAGCUUUCCAAACAAGCACUCCCACAUUCCCUGUAGCUGCUCCUCAGCAGGGGGAGGCCGGGAAGCUGAGACCGUCACGAUGGGAUGUGGACAUCCAUCAGGCUGCUGAAAUGCCUCGGCUGCCAGAGAGAUGGUCCUUAGUUCCUGUGCUAGAAACCGGGUUUCUCCAUCCUGGGAAUUCUGCCCACACUGCCGACUGCCUGUGUGAAUGGUAACCAGAUUGGGACUGUCAACGUUCAUGUGAUUUUUGUUUGAUCUCCCUCAUGCAGCCAUAGGGAAUCAUAUUGUGUACCAGUGAAUGUUAACUAGCUAUAUAAAAUAUUAGAGGAAAGUCAGUCAGCAAGAACUAAUUGCCAAGAAACCCAAAUGAUCGUCAUAUGAUUUUUGUUUGAUCUCGAUUGGCCAUUGACAGGGAAAUGUUUACGAGAAAACUGUUAAUGAACUGUAAAAUUGUGCUGUAAACAGAAAAUCAGUCAGGAAGAACCAGUACCAAAGAAAGAAUCUGAUAAACAUCUAAAAAUAUUAAAUAUUUUCAUAUUUAGGGCUAAUAAAUGAAGUUUUGUGGAAAAAUACACAAAGAAAGCAGGGAAACUGAUUUUGUUUGAUAUCGCAAGGAAUUGUGAUCAUAAUGAAUAUUCAAUUUUUACAGUAAAAUAAAAAUAAGUCAGAAAGAACCAACACUCUAAAAAUCCUGGGUUAAAAACAACCCAAGUUGGGUUGAAAAUGGACAAACUCAGUGACUGGGUUAUUUUGACUCACUGGUUAGGUUAAAUGUUUGCCCAACCUGCUGAGAAGUUUUAUUUAACUCAACUAUAGUUUAAAAAAUUACUGUAUUGCUUUCUUAAAAUGAACCCAAAGUAUGUUUAUUGUAUAUGUUUAAUAAAUUGUAUUGUAUAUGUUUAACAAAUGAACAUUUAGUAAACAAUUAAAUUGCUUAUUAAUAAAUGUUCACCUUUUGAUUAUUAUUGUUGCCUCUAGUAAUUAUGUCUGUUUAAGCCAGCCAUAUAGUCAUUUUUAAACAAUUGGGUUAAAUAAAACUACCCAGCACGUUGGGUCAAACAUUUAACCCAACCGCUGGGUUUGUCCAUUUUCAACCCAACUUGGGUUGUUUUUAACCCAACAUUUUUUUUUUUUUAGAGUGUAAAGCAUGAAAUCCAAAGAGUGAUUGUUGUUUGAUAUCACAGGGAAUUGUGACUCUUAGUUAAUGUUAAUGAACUAUAAUAUUUUACUGUAAAAGGAAAAUCAGUCAGAAAGCAAGAAAAUAAAUCACACGUGACUUAAAAAAUGUGUUUUGCGUUGUAAAGUCAAAAUCAACUAACUGUAUUUGAAAGUCGUGUGCAAUUUCACCAUAAAAACAAAAUAAAGUUUAUUUUUAUAGUUCGGUUUAAUAAAAUAAUUAUUAAUGAGAUUAUUUUUUUCUAAGUGUGAUGUAGGUGAGUUUUAAAAAUGCACAUGGGCGCGCGCAGGUGAAAUCAGUAAAUCAACUGAUUGAUGCUUUGAACGGGUCUGAUCAGGAUCAUCGUUUGGCUGCUGAUACGGAGCAGCGGAGCGCAGCUCGCGCGCUGUGUUAAGGACCGCCUCGCGAGCGACGGGACACCCGCCAAUAUGAUCCAAAAGUCAAGGAAAUCUUUCUGCAGCGAGAGUUUCCACGCGUGAAAAUGAUCCAAGAGGGGGAAUAAUCCAGCGAGAUACGAAGGCACGAGAGGAAAACAAAGAGAGGAAACGCGAGGGAGGGAGAUCACUGAUGAUGAUGGUGGUGGCCUAGAAACAUCAGGAGUUAUUCCUCGUUCUGCUCGACCGGAUCGUAAGACGAUGGGGGAUUUUACGCAUUGCAAAGAAAAGGGGCUCGCUUUCCUCCUCCGCGCACCCGGGCUUUACUUCUGACUUGUGCUUUCACGCGAGGAUGCGUUGAAGGCGAACUCGUGGCAGUCCGCUGCUCGAAAGUCACUCACUCACUCACUCACGUGAAAAGGAACAGCGGCUCUGCGCAUUAAUGCGUGUGUGCGCGAGCGCGUACGCGUGCUCUCCCGUGACCGAUGGCACUGGAAUCCGUGCGCAACGGCUAUGUGCGCACUUGUGUCACUCCCGUGGAGCAGGACUGCUGGCACUCGUGCUUGCGGAGCCGUAGGAGCCUCUCCUCGGCCGUGUGCGUCGCCUCGCUGUCCGUGCUCCUCGCGCUGCUCGCUCAUCAGUCCGCGGACUGGGACGCGGAGCGCGCACACGCGCACUCGGGAUCUCCGGCGCUGCACUUGGUGACGCUCGUGGAGCUCGUGUGGCAGCUGCUCUCGCCCGUCUUCACGCUCGUGUGUGCCUUCUUCUGGGUGGGUGUGUAUCUGCUCCGCUGCGGGGUGCUCAUCCGUACGGCCGUGUUCCUGCUCACCGUGUGCCAUCUGGGCGAAGCGGCGGCGCAGUCGCUGCUGGAUGCGCAGCAGCUGUACUCGUUCACGGCCACCGCGCUGGUGCUGCUCGCCUGCCUGGCCAGCGGGGCGCUCAUGGUGGUGCGGCUGGGUCAGGGCAUCUCCGUGCUCCUCUUCAUCAGCAUCAUCAGGACCGUGUCGCUGCUGUCGCUGCAGAAGGUGCGCGCCAGUUGGAGACCCUACCUGGCGUACCUGCUCGGGGUGCUGGGGGUCCUGCUGGCGAGGUAUGCGGACAGACUGCUGCCGGAGCAGGGCGCAUCACACCGGGAGGGAUCGAGGGGAGAUAUUCCAGUAUUUAAGAGGCGCAGGAGGUCCAGCUCCGUAGUCUCGUCAGACAUGGCACAGCACGGCCAGUCCAGGAGCAAAUCUCACAGGAGGACGUCUCUGCCCUGUCUGCAGAGAGACCAGAUGCUCCCACAGCAAGAAUGGGACCACAAAAGAGGCGCUCGAGGAUCUCAGCCAUCCGGCCUAAUGCAAUCUUCGGGCACCAGCGUGACGGUGGACAUCGCGGUGAUGGGCGAGGCCCACGGACUGAUCUCAGAUUUGCUGGCUGACCCCUCCCUCCCUCCCAACACCUGCAGCACCCUGCGGGCCGUCAGCAACCUGCUUAGCACCCAGCUCACCAUCCAGCCGCUGCACCACCGGCCGCGCAUGAGCCCCCUGCUGGCCUUCAGCGACGGACACGCCUGCUCAGACUCGGAGGAGGUGCCGGAAAAAGGAGAGAGGCUGGCCAUCCCGAAGCGUUUGAGGCGAAGUUUACCUCCGGGGCUUUUGAGACGGAUUUCUUCCACGUGGACCACCACCACCUCAGCCACGGGCCUGCCCACCCUCGAACCCGGGCCGGUCAGACGAGACCGCAGUGCCAGCAUCAAAACACCUCAUGAUGGCCCUUCCAGCAGUUUGGUGAACAGUGACUCAUGGAACAACUCCGUUAUGCUCACCAUUUCCAAGAGCAGAUCCAUGUCCGCUUCAUACGCUGCCCCCGCCACCAACCACAUCUAUAGCAAGAGCCGAAGAGGUUACCCUUCUUCCAACAUCUCACCUCUGGCUUCACCCUGCUCCUCCCCUCCAGUCCAGGGCACUCCGGUCAACAGUCCCACCAACAAAAGCCCUUCAGUGGAGCUGCCUGACACAGAGCUUCCGCAGGGCGACGGCCCGCCGCCACGCAGCCCCCACAAAGCCUUAACCCACAGUCAGAGCGCCCCCAGCCCCACUACCACACACUGGGCGCCUCCUCCACUUUGUAGCAGCUGUGGAAGACCGUACAGUAAACUGAGGCACGGGGAUGGAUCCACAGACGCAGGAGACAGAACCCAACAGUCAGACGAACCGGUGAUAAUGUCAUCAGACUAUGACUGCACCUAUGAGACCAACCACAGUGACAGCAGCGAAUUUGCACAGAAUGAGGAAGACAGAGAGGGUCACAGGAACCCCUGCGGGACGUACCCGCCUCAGGCGCUCGCACUGGCCGCUCUUAUACCUCCAGAGGAUAAGCCCAUCUUGGCCCCAGAGCCCCUGGUAAUGGAGGGACUGGAGCCUCUCAUGAGUCAGAUCAACAACUGGAACUUCCCCAUCUUCAGUCUGGUGGAGAAAACCAAUGGCAGAUGUGGUCGCAUUCUCAGCCAGGUGUCCUACCAGUUGUUUGUCGAUACGGGACUCUUUGAGACUUUCAAGAUUCCGGUGAGGGAGUUCAUGAACUAUUUCCACGCUCUGGAGAACGGAUACAGGGACAUCCCAUAUCACAACAGGAUCCAUGCAACAGACGUCCUCCAUGCAGUUUGGUACCUCACUACUCAACCUGUGCCUGGUUUACCUACACUGGGAUCACUUAGUGACUCGGACUCUGACAGUGGACUCGCUCAUGGCCGCACAAAGUACCUGAUGUCCAGGACGUAUCCUGCAGAGGAGGAGGGUUACAGCUGUCUGUCCGGCCUCAUCCCUGCUCUGGAGCUGAUGGCGCUCUACGUUGCUGCUGCCAUGCAUGAUUACGACCAUCCUGGCAGGACCAAUGCGUUCCUGGUGGCCACCAGCGCUCCACAGGCUGUGCUUUAUAAUGACCGUUCGGUGCUGGAGAACCAUCACGCAGCUUCUGCCUGGAAUCUCUUCAUGUCGCGGCCCGAGUACAACUUCCUGGCCAGUCUGGACCACAUGGAUUUCAAACGCUUUCGCUUCCUGGUCAUCGAGGCCAUACUGGCCACUGACCUUAAGAAACACUUUGACUUUCUGGCUGAAUUCAACGCCAAGGUGGGGGAUGAUGGCUGCUCGGGGAUUGAAUGGUCUAACGAGAAUGAUCGUCUGCUGGUGUGUCAGAUGUGUAUUAAGUUAGCGGAUAUAAACGGUCCAUUGAAAUGCAAGGAGCUUCAUUUGCAGUGGACGGAGGGCAUCGUCAAUGAGUUCUACGAACAGGGUGAUGAAGAGUCCAGCUUGGGCCUUCCCAUCAGCCCCUUCAUGGACCGCUCAGCGCCCCAGUUGGCCAAACUACAGGAGUCCUUCAUCACACACAUCGUCGGGCCUCUCUGCAACUCUUACGACUCUGCUGCCCUCAUGCCUGGGCACUGGGUCAACCCUCAGCCCAAAGAGGGCGAGGAUGCUGAGGAAGAGACAGAUGAAGAGGAUGAGGAAGACACACCGGAGGAAGACGCCUCUAGCAGCUCAGAGCUUUCCCAGAAACCAGCUCCCAAGAAACGACGGAAAGUGUUCUGCCAGAUCACCCAGCACCUGCUGGAGAACCAUGAGAUGUGGAAGAAGGUCAUUGCAGAAGAGUCCCAAAGCCAGACAGAAGAGGAGGAGUCCACAUGCCUCAGUAACACGCCUGAGUCAAUCCUAGCCAUUGACGAAGAGGAGGAGGAGCCAGGGAGCAAGGAGGAGCCAACAGACGACCAGGAGGAGCAGUCAACAGAGGAGGAGGAGAGUCCUGUACCUGAAGAGACACAUGAAACAGAGGAAACAGAUGGCGAGACUGUAGCGGAAACAGACACAGCAACUGUAGAAGACGAUGCGGAGCUAAUGGGAAAACGUGAGGAAACUGAAGACGAGGAUCCAGAAUGAAUGACUUGCCGGUUUUAGACGAGAACGUUGUCUGAAAGCUUUUUAUAGGCAAGCAAGACUCCUAAGAAAUGGUUGCCAGCACAUCACUUAGACACAACACUGUAGAUGCUUGGGGAACAUGUGCCUAAAGGAAACAGGGUGGGAAGGGGUGGUUCGGGACGAAGGGUUUGAUUAACAAUGAGUGGGCGGUGAACUAUUAGCGUAAAGUGAGGUUUGAUGCUAAAAUUGACCAGGACAUAGAGUUCUCCGGGGGGUGGGGUGGGGGGUUUCCUAUAUUUUCUAGACGUUAUGUCGGUCAGUUUUGCAAGAAACCCCUCCUGCUGCACCUUAACCCACCAAACUUCGACAGGGGUCCCAGUGACCUGCAGCUACACAAGUUUGCAGGCUCGUCCGUUCUCCUCAACAAGCAUUUCUGAGGAGCUUAGUGUCAAAGUCGGGAAAGAGAAAUCAAUCCACCGUGACUCUCGCCAGCUCCUUGAAGGCAUCGCGCCUCAUUCACGUAUCCCAUCAUCCGCAGUGGACGAAAGCAAAUGUUCCAGAAACAGCAUGCAUUUGUGAAAAUGCUACAAAAAGAUUCCACAUGUGUAACACCAUAUGUUCCCGUGUCUGUCCUGCCAUUGCUCUUUCUUUUCCUUUCCAGAGGUCCUUUCUAUCACAAAUGCUUGCACCAUUGUCCUUGUCCCAUUUCUGAAGGCGUCAUGCCGAAUGCUCCUCAUUCUCUUCCCUCACCUUUUUCCCUCGGCAUUCCAUUAGUCCAUGAACUGAGAUCUUGCAUUUCUCAGGAUCAGACUGUUUUUGGAUAACGGUACAAGGAGUCAUUGGUUUUUAUGGACUUUCUUGCAACUUUUUAAUCUUUUGAAUCUUGAUUUGUGAGGACAAAGGGAAUCUUUAGUUGUUUUUUAAAGUGUAAUUUCUUCUAAACGUCAAUGGCCUUUUUAACAAUAGCCCAAUUGUUGUUUUACCAGGAGAUUUGAAUAUAUAUAUAUAUAUAUAUACACAAACAUACGUACAGUGCCCUCAUCCAUACAUCAUUCCUCUCGUUAUCAUUUACCCUAACAAACGUCUGUAACUUUACAGACUGCCUUUUUCUCUUCCCGUCAAGCAGAGCUUCUGUUCCUGCAUUUAAGCUUCUUAAUAAACUGCUCCAGCAAGUUUUGAGAGCCGACUAAACUGCUCUGGCAAGUUUAACAGAUCAAAGGCGCAGACUGGCCCAACGAGAGAGCCUCGGGCUCCCGCAUUCCCCCGCAGUCGCAUGUUCUCCCUCCAAACAAGGCCGUAGUUAUGCUUCACAGUCGUCUCACGCAGCCGCCACGGUAAUGCAGGCAGGCAUGUGAGCCACUGCGAGCUCCUCAGCCCAAGGGAUGAGACGCCGAGCGCCGUCCCUCUCACAUGAGCGGACCCAAAGACCAUGUGCCGCACAUGAGAUACGGGCACCGGUCGACACGGCUGUCCGCGCUCGCCUUUGAUGUGCCGAAAGAGGCAGAUUGCUGGUGACGGCGAGAUGAAACACUUCAGCGGGCUUAAUCACCUCAAGUCCGAUGCCUUCAGUCACUUUGAAGGAGAGCCAAUUAAAAACACCUAGGUAGGAGGCGACGGUCAUGUGCUCUAGACCCAUCUUUGAAACAUCCCCUUCGAUCGUAACGCAGUGUAAGCCUUAAUAUUAUCAGGCAACGUGGUGCAAUGUAGUUCAGCUAAUUAUUUAAGCAAUACCGACCCUAUGUGUACAGUAGAUUGGUAGCGUUUCCAAUUGCACUUUCUUUUUGUUGCUGUGUAACUUUCAAACAGCUCAAAUGUGUGUGCCAAAAAUGACUUCAAAUCCAUUCUUCUCCCCAAAGUAUGAAACACCAUUUUUGUUCACCGUAGCUCAGGAGUGCCCAAAGCUGCUCUUGGAGGGCCACUGUCCUGUAGAGUUUAGCCUCAACACACCUGCCUGGAAGUUUCUAGUAUGCCUAGUAAGACCUUAGCUGUGUUCGAAAUAGCCAUUCACUAUUCCCUGCAUCAGUCCACUAAUAUAGUCCACUUGAAGGAGUGAAUGAAAAUGUGCUUGCUUCUUAAUAAUCAUUUGAAACUUAGCAAAAUGACAGCUCCAGUAGUAAUGAAAAUAUUUAGGCCUAUCUUGAACUCUGUCAUGGGAACUAACAUGUCUAAAUCUUAAUUAAACAAUUUAAUAAUCAAUUAAAAAGGAAUUUAUACCUGUAUGAUAUUACGCUGUAGCAACAUUGGACCAGCUGUUUAGAAAAUGGAUGGAUGAUUCAUCUGCAAACGCCAUCUGCUGGCGAGACGCGGGAAUUCAUUUGGCAUGCAACUCUCAGGGCCCUAUCAUACACCCGGCGCAAGUGUUUUUGCUAGUUUCAGCCCGACGCAGUUAUCAUUUUCACGUCUAGCGCCCACGUUGUUUAAAUAGCAAAUGCACUCGCAUCCAUCUGUUUGCCCAUUGGCGUGCUGGUCUGAAAACGAGGAUUGUUUAGGUGCAUUGUUGGCGUGUUGCUAUUUUGAGGCAACAGAAAACGACUGUGUCAAUGGCGCAGUAUUUAUUUUUUUGUUGUUGUUUAAAGGGCGCGUUAGUAAUAUGCACCUAUAGGUGGGUGCACAACACGCGUACACUCUGCUUGUUACACACACAGGGACGCACAGCAGCACACAAACAUGCCAAAUAUUACAAAUAAAAGGAUUCCUCUCUCGAGAAGCGUUCAGUUUUUCCGCUUGCAAAUUCCGCCAUGUAAAUAGCGAAUCCACCAUGGUUCAAGCGCACCUGGCUUUAAAAGGGAAUGGGAGAUGAGACUCUGAUUGGUUUAUUGCACGUUAUGCCCAAAACACACCCAUGACUCAUUAAGAGAUGAGGUACAACCCUUUUAGACCAUGCACCUGGCGGUUGACCAUUUUUUCUGUUGUUAAACUAGCAAAAGUGGAUUCGGACACGCCCUAAGUGCACCUGCGCCAUGCGCUUCAGACCAUGUGCUUAGAUUGUUAAAAUAGGUCCCUCACAGUGCAUUAUGCAGUGCAUUGUGGGAUUGAAUGAGUGCACUCGAUAACGUCCACUAUGGUUUUGGACACCACUAAAAAUAACUGUCCCCUCAAAUAGUGCCCUAUUUAAGGGUAUAGGGGCCGAUUUCAGACACAGACAUUGAUUAGCUCAGGUGUGUAUAAUUAGGGUUGAAGUUAAACUCUGCAGGACAGUGGCCCUUCAGGAGCAGGAUUGGACCUCCCUGCUGGUCUUCUCAGUGGCUGGAAGAGCAUGUAAAGGCCAUGUGUGCUUGUGAGUAUGUGUGUGGUGGCAGUAUGAGUACUUUUUAUUUGUACAUGGCGUCAUUUUCAGAGGUUAUUGUAAUUCUGCAUUAGGCCGUAGAUUUGUAACCCCAGGCCAGAGAUAUUAACCCUUUGGUGCAUGAAUUAUUAAAUCACAAAUAAUAGUCUUAAUGUUUUUAUUACCUUUUUUUAAAAAAAGAAAAAAAAAGAAUUCCCAGUCUUUUUCCAAAAAAUAACGCAUUUUGAGAGCGUUACUGUCCACUGCAAUAAGAUAUAGUAGUUGUUACUUGCUGCAUCCCUUUUGUUUGCCAUUUUGAGUUUGUUGUCAUUAAAAAACAAAGAUUAUAAAAAGGAUUGUCACUAUGAAUUGUAGAUAAGUGUCAAAGGUCUUCACCUUAAAAUGGCUUUUAAAGAUCUGUGCACUGUUGUGUACAUCAUGCAUCAAAGUGUUACAUUAUACGGUUGUCUUCGCGCUAUCCCAGCUAACAAAAAUAAGUUCUAAGAAGUUCUUUACUCUCCCCCAGGUCAUCCAAGAUGUUCAUGUCUUUCUUUCUUCAGUGGAAAAGAAAUUUUUUGAGGAAAACAAUCCAGGAUUUUUCUCCAUAUAGUGAACUUCAAUGGGGACCAACAGGUUGAAGGUCCAGAAGAAAUUUCAUCUCAUUUUCUCUUUUAACUUCCAAAUCGUCCGACAUCGUUGUUUUACUUUUUUUUGUAAAGGCCGUUUCACGUUCGCUUUGUAGACACUGGGUCAGUACUUCCGCCUACGUCACGCGUGACCUUUCCAACGUGAUUACAUAAUGCGUGGCAUAGUGCAAGACAAGCAUUUGUGGUUAAAAAAAAAAAAAAAUAUGUAUAUAUAUAUAUAUAUAUAUAUUUUAUUUUAUUUAGAAUAUGACCGAUCGUUUCGCUAGAUAAGACCCUUAUUCCUCGGUCUGGGAUCGUGUAGAGCUCUUUGAAGCUGCACAUUUGGACCUUCAACUCGUUCACUGAAGUCCACUAAAUGGAGAAAAAUCCUGGAAUGUUUUCCUCAAAAAUCUUAAUUUCUUUUCAACUAAAGAAAGAAAGACAUGAACAUCUUGGAUGACAUGGGGGUGAGUAAAUUAUCAGGAAAUUUUGAUUCUGAAGUGAACUAAUCCUUUAAGUUAUGAAAACAUUGUUUAAAACGUCCAGUUUAUUAAAAAAAUAAAUAAAUAAAUGGAACAUUCCAAUUGAUUAUUUUGCAAAUGUUACUUUUGAAUGUUCUCUAAACAUUCUGAAACAAGUAGUAACGUUUAAAAACUUUCAGUAAAAAAGUUCAGUGAACAAUGCAUAAAUAUCGUUUUUGUGCCAAUAUUUUGAGAACAUUAUUAUAGACCAGAUAACUUAGAAUGGACAGUCUAUUAACACUACUGGAAGAUCAUUUGUUCAUAAUUUUGAGAGAACCUUGCCAAAACGUUCUGAGAAAGUUUCCUGUUAGCUGGGAUAUUUCCCAAAAUAAUUCCCAAAAUAAAUUUAACUGAUAAUAUCAUAACGUCAAAUCUAGAGGAAUGAAGUCCCUCUAAAAACAUUAUUUCCCAGUUUAACUAAGAAAUACGUGACAUUAUGGAAGAAUUUAUUAUGCAAUAUGGCUCCGCCCCUUUCAUCUUACUGUUGGAUGAUGGGAAGCCCACUACCAAUUGAUUAGCAUAGGAGCAGUGGGGACAUGUUGAGAAUCGCCUUACUGCGAGUCUUUGACGAUCAAAGGUCAUUGAUAUUGAUGUCUCAAAGUGUUUCAAACCCAGAAUCAUCAGACACCCAGAGGUCCAUUAUUUCAGAUUUGCUUCCACCCAGACAGUAUUCAGAGAGACUCAACAAAAACUGUGGAUUUAGCCAGCGAUCCUACACAUUUGAUGUGCGUGUGCUUCAUGAUUGCGUGUGUGUUGGUUUUCAGCUCUGCGAAAACAUCUCAUCUGCGUUUGGUAGCUCUGAUUCCAGAUCCGGUACGUUACGGCAAACUCUUGUGUCAGAAUGAAAGGCACAAGUCUUGAGAAACCAGUGUAGACAUGUUCAUGUCAUUUCACCAAAUUCAUCUUUUUCACACAUAACAGAUGCCCUUAGGAGUGAAAUAAAUUACAGUCUGUACAGUUCAGCUCAAAUACCUGUACAGGUAUUGCAGAAAUGCACGAUGACUGGGUCGCAUCCCUCCAGAUUUUUUUGAACUUGACCAGAAUUUCAGGUUCACGGGAGAGGUCGCACGUCAUACAAGAAGCUGGUCGUUUUUAUAUGUUUCCUUUGUAUUUCCUUUUCAUAAGCUCGUUCCUCCAUCUUCAGCUGUACGCGUCUGAUAACCGUGUCCACCGGGCACCCGUUUCGUUCACCUUGAGAACCAAACAAGCUUUACACCUCUCUGAGAAAGAGAAAUGAGACUUGUACUUUUUUUAUAUAGUCGGCACUUCACUGACAAAAUAAUUAUUUUUCUUCUCACUUGUAUCUUGCACUUAACACAUGUAGCAAUACCUAUAGAAAGGGGGAACUGUGUAAAUCACCAGUAUUCGUAAAGUGAAAUAUUCAUUUUAUCGCUGAUUGUUGUUCCAUUUUGUACAAAACAAUAUUGUGUACAGGUUAAAAAUGAAACAAAACAAAAACAAAGCCAAAAAAAGGGACGAAAAAGAUGAAAAUGACAACUGAAGUCUUUUAGAUAAACAUUAUUUAUUUUUACUGUUUUGUAAUUUAGACACUAUACUGUAGCUCCUCUAUUGCCAGACUUACUGGAAGUGCCUCUUGGUAUAAUGUAACAUACAGAAAAUAUAUAUUGAGAUUAUUAGAACCUGUCACAAGCUGAACAUUGUGGAUGUUGUAAUGUGAAUACAGUUUAAUAAUACGAGUGAAAUACUGUGGUA